AUGGAGGGCGGUGCCGAGAGGCCAUACAUUUGUACGGAAGAAGGAUGUGGGAAGAACUUCCAACGAGGCGAGCAUUUGAAGAGACAUGUCAAUAGUGUGCAUUUGAAAUACAGACGUUAUGAAUGUCCACACGAAGGCUGCACGAGCACUUUCAGCAGAAAAGACAACAUGAAGCAGCAUGGACGUGUCUCCCAUGGUCUGCCGCCUGUAGCGAUGGAGAUGUCGAAUGGGAGCUUUUCUGGAUCAUAA
Messenger RNA from Guyanagaster necrorhizus, 249 nucleotides. RefSeq lists its product as uncharacterized. The record is from RefSeq and is a predicted model, not a curated record. Bases 1 to 249 code for a protein of 82 amino acids. Lineage: Eukaryota; Fungi; Basidiomycota; Agaricomycetes; Agaricales; Physalacriaceae. Gene Ontology annotation, biological process: regulation of transcription by RNA polymerase II. Gene Ontology annotation, molecular function: RNA polymerase II cis-regulatory region sequence-specific DNA binding; DNA-binding transcription factor activity, RNA polymerase II-specific. Gene Ontology annotation, cellular component: transcription regulator complex; PcG protein complex; chromatin. The transcript has 2 exons.